Adineta steineri is the source of this 1434-nucleotide messenger RNA. Lineage: Eukaryota; Metazoa; Rotifera; Eurotatoria; Adinetida; Adinetidae. The record is from the annotation of a GenBank genome assembly.
AUGGCUCGUGAGAUUCGUUUUAUUCAUCGAUCUCUAUUAAAUGGUUUAUUUCAAAUUUUUCGUUAUAGUCCUUUUUUUGCGCUAGUUACAUUUUUAAUUAUUAUUGUUAUUUCAUCUGUGAUACCGUUAUCAUUUAUUUGGUUAAUACAAUGUCUUUUUUUUAAGACAUUUCUUAUUUCAUUUGACACAUCUUUUUUACAUGCAAUACUUACAUUAUGGUCAUUGGUAGAAGUCAUAUUUUUUUUCUAUCAAUGUUAUCUUUUCUUUAAAAUUCAACCUCAAACAUCACCACCACCUAUAACAUCAAAAGAACGUCAACAACUUGUUUCCUAUGCACUUAAAAAUAUAAAACAUGUACCGAGUACAUUAAGUAAAUGGUUUAUGGAUUGUCCUUUCCAAGAUAUUGAUCGAGAAAGUAUAGUCGGAUGGCUUGCAUUUGCAUUUUAUUCUAAAAAUUCUAAUGAAUUAGAAGAUAAUGAAUAUAGAGAAAUUGAUUUAUUUAUUGAAAAAGUUGAAGCUCAAACUCAAGUAAAAACAACUACAAUUAAAUCAAAUAAAAAUAUAUCCUAUAUGAAACAUAUACUUGAUCCUGUUCGUGUGAUUUUUCGUCCAUUUAUAUUUUAUUUUAUUACUGAUACAAUAAUGAAUGGAAUAGUUGCUAGAAUAAAUUUUUAUUUCAAAGGAUACCAAUUUGUUCAGAUAGGUCAUUUACAAUUUUGGACAUGCUAUAAUAAAUCGCGUAAUGAAGAAGAAGAAGAAGAACCAAUUAUUUUCUUUCAUGGACUUGGUGCUGGUCUUCUUAUAUAUCAACCAUUUAUUGCAUCUUUACAUAAGAGAUUUUCUCAUAAUCGUCGUAUUAUAUUAAUAUCAAUGAGAUGUGUUACUAUGCGUUAUCCAUCUCUCAAAGAUAUUCCUAAUAUGUCUGAAACAACUGAAUCAAUAAAAUUAAUUUUUGAUCAUUAUAAAAUGAAAAAAGCUAUUUUCAUUGGUCAUAGUUAUGGCACGGCAUGUCUUUCAUGGAUUGUUCAAAAAUGUCCACAGUAUAUAUCACGUCUGAUAUUUAUUGAUCCGAUUUGUUUUGCUCUUUUUGAACCUUAUGUUGUUUAUAAUUUUGUUUAUCGUACACCAUAUAAAUUAGGUCAUCUCUAUAUGUAUUAUUUUGUGUGUCGUGAAAUGGGUAUAUCGCAUGUAAUUGGUCGUCAUUUUUGGUGGACACAAAAUAAUUUAUAUAUUGAACAAAUACGUUCAUGUUCAAACAAACAACUUCCAACACAUGUUUUAUUAUCUGGUCGUGAUUGUAUUAUCAAUGCACCUUUAAUUCGAGAUUAUUUAAAUGAUAAUAAUAUUGAUAAUUAUUGGGCAACGAAUCUUUCUCAUGGUGAUUAUAUGCACGAUAAAGAUAGUUGGAAAAAAAUAUGUGAAUGGAUCUCGUGA